UAAACUUCUUGAAACAUCUUAUAAAUCUAGAGAGAUGACUAGAAUGUCGCGUGUCGAUAAAAACGGAUUGAGAAAAGGCCCAUGGAGCAAAGACGAAGACGAUAAGUUGAGAGCAUACAUCGAGAGAUACGGCCAUUGGAACUGGCGUGAGCUCCCUAAGUUUGCCGGUGUAAAGAGAUGUGGAAAGAGUUGCAGGUUGCGAUGGAUGAAUUAUCUUCGUCCGAACAUUAAACAUGGGAAUUUUACAAACGAAGAAGAAGAUUUGAUUAUGGACAUGCAUAACAAGAUUGGCAACAAAUGGUCAAAAAUCGCAGCCGAAUUACCAGGACGAAGCGACAACGAAAUAAAGAAUUACUGGCAUACACACUUGAAAAAACGAGCUAAAAAGGAUCAAAAUGACCCGAAAAAUAUGUUUCAUGCCACAAAAAAACACACAAAUUUAAAAGACCAUGAUGAAGUUGAAGCUUUAUGUGCAUCAUCUUCAGAACUAUCAUUUGCUAGCAGUACACCUGAGUAUCCGUGUGUGACAAAGUCCUCACCACCACCACCACCACAAUCGUCUUCGUUGGCAUCUGAUAGUUUGAUCUCGAGUGGGGAUUCGAUACAAACAUGCAAUAAUGAAUAUGAAGAUGACUUUUGGACAGAUCCAUUUUUUACGGAUAUAGAUGGUGUCAAUAAUGUGAUCAUAGCUCCGGAUGAUUUUGAUGAAUUUAUGUGGGCAACUAUGGAUUUAUAUUCUCAGUAUCAUAGCCAGUUCAGGAUAUGAAUAUAUGUUGAUCAUUUCAUGAUCGGCUAGUAUUUGCUUUAAAGCAUAAUUAUGUACACAAUUUUCUCGGCUGAUGUACGGUUAACUAUAAAAAGAGUUUUAUUUUCAGU
Molecule: messenger RNA, 876 nt
Organism: Helianthus annuus (common sunflower)
Lineage: Eukaryota; Viridiplantae; Streptophyta; Magnoliopsida; Asterales; Asteraceae
Product: transcription factor MYB4
Exons: 3
Coding region: 35-766 (243 amino acids)
Source: RefSeq, a predicted model, not a curated record